UAUACUGUUUUGGUUCUUUCUUUUUCUGUCUAUCGGCUUCCCACUAAUUCCACACGGUUUUACAAAGGUCGAGUACGAGAACGUUUCGCGUGCCUUAGGGGAGAAUUAGCCACAAAUUGAGAAAUGCAGGUACUACCAACAAAUCUAAAAAUAAUCAAAAGAAAAAGAGAAAGAUAACUGCAUUCGCGCUGUUUUUUUUUUUUCUAAGAUUAUUUUUCUCCUUUCACCUCGUAAUUAGCCUCCCCUGCGAUACUCGUCGCCCGACGCCUCAGCCCCGAUUACGUCAUGCACAACCCACUGUUUCACCGAGCGAGACGCCGGACCGCGGGUCCCCUGGGGCGCGAGUACGCGUGGGAGCGCCGCUGUUUGCGAUUCUCGUUGUCGUCAUCUCAUUGGUUUCUCUCUCCUCGAUUUGCUCGCUUCUCUGUCUGAUCGCACGUGCAGCUUUGUGGCUCCAUGCGCCGCCCACGAUUCACAUGCAGCUUCUCUGCAGGGCCCGUGGCGUCCUCACCGCGGUCCGUCGUACGCCCCAUACACGUGCGUGUGCGGGUCCUUCUCCUUUCGGUCUCCGGGCGCGUCACGUUGCGCCAAAUGUGACGCUCCGCGGCAAAGCGCCACGGGUAUCUGGCCCACAGAAGCCCCGCGAGAACGACGCUGUCCCACGGCGCGCAGACAACGUGCGCGCGAAUCCGACCACGCGUCUCCUCCAUCCGUGUCAACCGCACGCGCCUUCUCCCUCGAAGGAGACGGCGCGAACCGUGAGCUGUCACGCCGAGCUGUUCCUCGACCUUCUCCUUCCCGCCUCGGUCACGUUGGCCAUCCAUGGCUUCUGGGCUGGCAUAAAAGUCACCCCGACGGAUCCGAAAGUCGCAGUCGGUGUGUGCAGUCCCACAAACACGAGAUCUCUGCACAAGCAGCGAGCAUUCCCUGGAGUUACGGCGGUGACGGUACGCGGCUAGCCAAGUUCCCGGCGCGACACCUCAGGAUUUGGAUAUCCACCGAGCGGCUCCUCGUCGACCUCGGAGAAACUCGUCGGUAGACAUGAGUCCUGUGGCUCGCGCCCGCUCGGCCUAUUUACUCUUGGUCAUCCUUGUGGCCGCUGGCGCCGAGAGGAGCUUCGACUAUGACGUGGAUGACCUGGACCAGGUGGAGUCGUUCAUCUGGGACGCCAGCGACGCUCCGCACAUGGGUCCCUCUAGGCCCGCCCAGCACAACCCGCCGCCCGCCGAAAACCUCGUCGGUACCGACCCCAACCUGCACCGGCAGAUCUCUGAAAUUGUGCGCCAGAUCAUCGCCGAGUACUCCCAUCGGAACCAGCUCCCGGCUGGUAUAUGGGUCGGCGGGAAACACAUGGGUCCUGGUAUGCAUCAUAUGCCGUAUCCGCCCCAGAACCCAUGCUUCCCUCCCAUCGGACUGCAGAUCCCAAUAAUUCCCUGGAAGAUGGACAAUAUCACACCACGCGGUGCUACGAACAACAACAAUAACAACCUUAAUAACAAUAAUGGAAACAACCAAAACAACAACCACGAUAACAACAAUAACAACGGGAACAGUGUCGCCGGUAAGAACAAUAAUAACGACAAGCCACAACCAGGCUCGCUGCCGCCGCUGCCUCCCUACCAGAAGCCAGCCUGGAGGCCAGCGGUCCCCGUGUUCCCGAUUCCCUCGCAGCCCCAGCAGCCCCACAACCACCAAGCGCCUCUGAAGAACCCACAGUCCCAGCCUGCCGUCAAGACCUCGUUCAGCAUCUCCACAUCGCACCCAGUGCCGCUUCCCAAGCGAGACCUUCACACGCCUCUGGUUCCGUGGCGGUCGGCCGCUCCAGCACCAGCGGACCAGCAGUCCACCGGACCGCAGACCAUGCCACUCCCAAUUCGCCCUCCUAAGCUGGCUUCCCACUUUCGCUUCGCUCAGCCGCCGAGACCCAGCGGACGCGGCCACGGCAGCCGCAGGGGACAACACCUGCUGCCGCAGAAGAUCGGCGUCUCGUCGCUGCCUAAGAACCUGCCGGCCGACGACGUCUACUACGCCAGCCAGAGCAGCAAGCUCCCCAGGAAAGUGGUCAAGCAGGCCGUGUUCGAACCCAAGCGCAAGCAGCAGGUCGGCGAGACGAUCACGCUGGUCGAGCAGGGCAAGAACGGCGAGUGGUUCAAACUUCCGGUGAACAAGGUAUCUACGGGUCUCGGACGCCGCAACUACGAGGUGGUGGAGCUGCACAAGGAAGAGGACGUCAGAAAGGUCGGCCAGGGCUUGGGAAACGGCGAAGAGAGCAUUCACUACAUCCACAUCCAGGAGAGAUAACUCGUUGCAUGUCUAAGGGCGCCGUUGAUCGGCGACCGGCGUAGCAUGUUCGCACACUGUCUCAACCCGUCGGCCUGCGCUCCUUAUGGACUCGAAAUAUGCUGGACAUUCACUGUACUGUGCCUGACAUCUCAUUCCUUCGCUGUAAAUACCAAGCUCACAUUUUUUUAGCCCCCGGGUCUCUGGAACAUGCACACCGACUGACGCUGUUAAUAAAGCCACUUCGACGAUGCAAAUACGUUCGUAGCAAAAUCAAUGAAGUUGUACGAUGCGUUCGAGUCGUCGACGCGUGGUAGUUGCCUCGUAGCCACCGUGUGUGGCGACGAGGAAAUCAGGAAAUAAAAUUUGUACAACA
Messenger RNA from Dermacentor andersoni, 2656 nucleotides. RefSeq lists its product as uncharacterized. The record is from RefSeq and is a predicted model, not a curated record. NCBI's taxonomy places the organism in Eukaryota, Metazoa, Arthropoda, Arachnida, Ixodida, Ixodidae.